Messenger RNA from Phalacrocorax carbo (great cormorant), 5284 nucleotides. Lineage: Eukaryota; Metazoa; Chordata; Aves; Suliformes; Phalacrocoracidae. The record is from RefSeq and is a predicted model, not a curated record.
GAUGCCGCGCGGCUGCCGGGGGAGCGGGCGGUUGGGCCGGCGGCGGCGCGAGGGCACUGUGUGCGUGCGUCUGUGCUGUGGCGGCGGCAGCGCGCGGACAGGUUGAGAGGCGGGCAGCAGCUGCUGCGCGACGGGGCGAGGGCCGCCCUCCCCCGUCAGCCGUGGCGGGUGGAGCGGCGGCGGCGGCAGCAGCAGCAUGAGCGGCGGCGUCCGGAGCACAGCGGCGAGGGCACGGCUGGCGGCGCGGCUAUUAGCGGUGCUCGGCUGCCUCCUGACAGUGGAGGCCCAGCUCACAGGAGUCCUGGAUGACUGUUUAUGUGACAUAGAAAGCAUCGAUGACUUCAAUACUUUCAAGAUCUUCCCCAAAAUACAGAAACUGCAAGAACGUGAUUACUUCAGAUAUUACAAGGUCAACCUGAAGAGACCAUGCCCCUUUUGGGCUGAUGAUGGCCAUUGUUCUAUCAAAGAUUGUCACGUAGAGCCUUGUCCCGAGAGCAAAAUACCUGUUGGAAUUAAGGCUGGGAGCUCUAAUAAAUAUUCAAAAGCGGCAAAUAAUUCCAAAGAAUUGGAAGACUGUGAGCAAGCUAACAAACUGGGAGCAGUUAACAGUACCUUAAGUAACCAAAGUAAGGAGGCUUUCAUUGACUGGGCAAGAUACGAUGAUUCACAGGAUCAUUUUUGUGAACUUGAUGAUGAGAGAUCUCCAGAUGCACAGUAUGUGGAUUUGCUGCUGAAUCCAGAACGUUACACUGGAUACAAAGGGCCUUCUGCUUGGAGAGUGUGGAACAGCAUCUAUGAAGAAAACUGCUUCAAGCCUCGAUCUGUCUAUCGUCCUUUAAAUCCACUGGCGCCUAGUAGGGGAGGAGAUGAUGGAGAAUCUUUCUACACAUGGCUGGAAGGUCUUUGCCUUGAGAAGAGAGUGUUUUAUAAACUCAUUUCUGGACUUCAUGCUAGCAUCAACUUGCAUCUGUGUGCAAAUUAUCUUCUUGAAGAAACCUGGGGAAAGCCUCGCUGGGGACCGAAUGUGAAAGAGUUCACUCACCGCUUUGACCCUAUUGAAACAAAAGGAGAAGGACCAAGGAGGCUCAAAAACUUGUAUUUCUUAUAUUUGAUAGAGCUGCGUGCUUUGUCAAAGGUUGCACCAUACUUCGAGCGUUCAGUUGUUGACCUUUACACUGGAAAUGGCCAUGAGGAUGCUGAAUCUAAAGCGCUCUUACUAGAUAUCUUCAGGGAUACAAAGUCCUUCCAUAUGCACUUUGAUGAAAAGUCCAUGUUUGCUGGAGAUAAAAAAGGAGCCAAGUCAUUAAAGGAAGAAUUCAGAUUGCAUUUCAAGAACAUAUCCCGCAUAAUGGAUUGUGUUGGGUGUGACAAAUGCAGGCUGUGGGGCAAACUGCAGACUCAAGGCUUAGGAACUGCUCUGAAGAUCUUGUUUUCUGAGAAAGAAAUACAGAGCCUUCCUGAGAAUAGCCCGUCAAAAGGUUUUCAACUCACGCGUCAAGAAAUAGUUGCUCUUGUAAAUGCCUUUGGAAGGCUUUCCACAAGUAUAAGAGAGUUGCAGAAUUUUAAAGUUUUAUUACAACAAACCAGGUAAUGAAGGCCUUUGCACAACCCAUUAGUGAAGACCAUUUACGUGACUGUGUUGAGCAGAAGGAACUGAUCCUUACAGGACUCACAUGAACUGAUAAAAAGUAAAAUCAAAUACCAACUUGAAUAUUUAUGUUUAAACUAGGAACGGUUAUUGAUUAGAAAAAGAUAUUUAUGAAUGAAAUAUAUAGUUUUUAAAUGUGUAAAUUAUGCUGAUCUGUUUAUUUUUUAAGUUCUCUGCUCACAGUUCUGUUGUGCGGAAACUUCAUAAAUUUUCUUUAUUUCCUUGUCUUUGAGACAGUUGUUUUAUAUGAAAACAUAGGUACCUCUGUCCUGACUUGGCCUGUCCGGAGAGAGGUGGUUCACCUCUCCCCAGUACUGAGCUUCUGUGUAUUCUGAGGACUGGGUAUGCUGAUUCUGGCUGGCUAAAAGGAAAAAAAAAAAAAAAAAAAAACAAAACAAAAAACAAACAAAACCCACAAAAAACCCCAACCAACCAAAACCAAACAAGCAACCAAAAAAAACCCAAACAGAAAAGGAAAUAAGGCUUUUGUUGAGGUCUGACUUCUUUCUUACUGUAAUAAUGAAACUUACUUAAAAAUAGGAAAUUUACUGAGCAGAAAAUUUUAUUUUGUACCGAGCUCCUUUGCAUCAUGCUGAUAUCAGCAUUUUUUCCCUUUUGUGCUGCUUUUCAGAAUUUCCUUUUUUCUGUAAAAUAACUGCUUUGUCUCUGAGGCAGCACAGUUGGAAGUGACUUUUCUGCAGCCCCUUGGCUACCUGCAUUUGCUUGGGGCUGGGGGAGACGGUUAGUGGAGCGCUGCUAGCUGAAAAGCCUCAAUCAACUUUGCAUGUACCCCACUUUAUUUUCUGGAUUGUAAUCACAAGUUCAGUUUCCAGAAAUCAUCUUUUUAAUAUCUAAAACAUUAAAAUAGCACACUUCGAUCUUUGAGCCGUGGAAAUAGAUUUGCUUUAUAUGGGUUAUGGUUUAGUGCUAUGUUAAAAGGUUAGUGCAGAAAGAACGAACUUGUUUUUGUAGUCACUUUUUAAAAAAGAUGCUUUUUAAAAAUCAUAAUCACACCGACAUCUAAUACCGCAUACUGUAUCUAUGCAAUCCCUAACUGUAUCUUAUUUAAAAGGAUAUUCAGCAUAAAAAAAACGGGUAUGUUAAAUACAACUUUCAUAAAAUCAGAAAUUACUCAUAUAUUGUCGUCCACAAAUGUCAAUGAUAACUUACCAUUGUCCAAAACAGAAUUCAGAAACAGCACUACUGAUUAGUAGCAACCAAAUAUUGGUUUAAAUUUAAAAUGAAGUAAUAAUUUCUUUUAAACCAGCAUGUUUCAAAGUGAAGUCAGGAGCUAUGAAUGUAGGAAGUGCUGGUACAGUGUAGAUACAUCUCUUGUUUUUAAAAAUACAUCUUUGCAAAAUAAAGUGCUCUUAAACAUUUUUCACCCUACCAGAUAUUUAGUGACCUGUUUAUAUAAAUUGACUGUAACUGUAUUGGCUCCCACAGCGUGGGCCUUGACAGCUGAGAUUUACUGAAAGCUGGAAUACGCUCUAUGUCCUUUGUUUCCAGGCUAGCAUCAAACUCCUGCCUGACUGGAAAUGAGAGAGACUAUCCUGCUGACACUCGCUAUUAUGAAAAAUACUGUUUCUCAAGAAAGUAAACCCUCUUGAGUCAAACUGGGAUAAGCUAAAUGAAAGGGGGGGAAAAAAAAAAAAAAAGAAAAAACCUGAAACCACCCCCACAAAGUUUUGGUGAUAGUUGCACAAAUUGGCAACGAACUGGUUUCCAGUCGGAAGUUCCUGUUUAAGCCAGUAGAGAAUUUAAUGUGGUGUUAGAGAAAGCUGAUGCCAGUCUGGGGAUGUUAUGUUCUUACCCAGCAGCCUCUCUUGCCUGUGGGCACCCACAUCUGAGCAAGUCGCCGCAGGCUUCCUUUUUCUAAUUGAUGGAGAAGGGCCGGUGAUUUCCAUGUGGAUUCAUCUGGCCUAUUCCGAGCUCCGUAUGGUACACUAUACUCUAGGAUGCAGUGAUUUGCACCCUAGACUUCAUUUUUCUCCCUUAAAUUGAAGGGGGAGUCUAGGUAACUAGCUCAGAUGUGAAACAGGUGUGCUUGGUAUGAGUUACACCCCGAGUACCUAACUCUCCUGAGUUACUGUAUAUAUUGAAAGUGUGUGUUUUCCAGUUGGUCACUAAUUCCUUGCCUUUUGGGUUGACCUGCAAGGGCUAGAACCUGUAGGCUCACUUGCGUGAAGAAUGUUGUAUAGCUGGGAUUUAUCUGUAUUAUUACACAUAAUAGUGCCUAAAGCUUUAGGCAGGAUUUUCUAGUUGAGAAUAAGUUGCAUUUUCUGUGCUGCCCCAGGAAGGAUCUGCAGCUCAGAAUUGUUUCUUCCCUUUUUCCCCUUGCUUUAUGGGGAAAGCGAACUGCUUCCAACCUUCUUCUGGGGGUGCGACUUGCUAUUUUUCUUUUUUUCCACCUGUGCCUGGCUAAAAUCUACAGAUGCUGAAGCAGCAUCACGUACUGGCGUCACGCACUUGCUCAUGGGACAGGUGAGAGGUUCAGGCAUGCAGACCCGGGACACCUGCUCCUUGCAACCCUCACUGGCACAAGGCAGGCAAGGUUAAUGCCGUUGGGUAAGGACAUAAAGAGACGGGAAGCUUUUCUUCUUUUCCUUCGUGUCAUGAAAACACAGGAAUGCAACUGAACAGCAAAUUCUGUGUACGGGGAAGUUGUGGGGCAUUUGAAGGUACAUCUCGCUUGGUGAUCAAAUAUGGAAGGCGUUUCACUCCACCGUCAUUGUAGAAAUAGGACAUCAGAUUUUUCCUGUCAAAAUCCAGUUGAAACAAUUUUCCUGUCACCAUCUUUUCUACUGUAUUUGAUGUGCAUUCUGUGACUAUGCUGCCUGUGAAGUUUUGCCGUGUGAGUCAGAUGACUUAGUUCUUUAUACGUUAAAUUAAAUUUUAGAAAUCUACAGAUCCCUUUUUAUACUAAAGAAUAAGGUUAGUGACACUGUCCAUGACCUGUGAACUAUUUUAAGUUCCAGCUCUGUGUCGGAGAUCAGCUCGUCAACAUUGUCUGCCGUUCAUUUCAGAGUAAAAGUACAUUUCCUUGUACCGUUGACACAAUGAUUGUAAUCCCAGAGGUCGUGAGAAGACAGAGACAAAAAUGUUUCAUUUUUCCCAAGUCAUGAAGACUUAAGUUGGUAAAAAAGGCGUGGUGCAACCCACGUAGGUAAAAUGUAGGGUGCUGUUGCUGAGCAGCUUCCUCUUCGGUGCCUGAACGAGGAAGGUGAGAAUAUAGAUGUAAAACAGUAAAAUAGAGGCUCGCGUAAGCUGGAACAGCAGCAUCGUUCUCCUACUUCAGCUGAGGGGCUGGGCUGUGUGUCAUUGUCUGUGCGCAAUACGCUGUGCCACGCUUUCCUGAGUUGUGUGUUGAUGGUUGGGUGGCCUUCAUCUGACCUAGCUUUGUGCUUGUCUGGGAAAUGACCUGUAAUAUCUUGUAAAUAAUCGAGAUGCUUAUGUUUAUAAAGUAGCAAUCAGCCGUUCACCGCUUCACAACUCCUCCAUAUGGCUAGCCUAUUAAAAUGUAAUAUUUAUUAAAACCAAAACCAGUGUUGGAACUGCUUACUGAGAUCUAAACACUUCUGAACCUUUGCUAUGUUUGAAUCUAUAAAAUGCGAAUUAAAGUAUUUUCUGCUACAA